Molecule: messenger RNA, 1128 nt
Organism: Clavispora lusitaniae ATCC 42720
Lineage: Eukaryota; Fungi; Ascomycota; Pichiomycetes; Serinales; Metschnikowiaceae
Product: putative integral membrane protein
Source: RefSeq, a predicted model, not a curated record
AUGGCUUCGCCUAUUUUCAUAUCCAAUCCGCCCCCUGGAUUUUCUGUCAUUGCCAUACUAAGAGGAAUGCAAUUGGCUCUACUAGGGGCGUACCGGUCGCUUCAGAAUCCGGGUCUUCUCCAGUCCGUAUACUAUGAACGAGUACUAGGAGCCAUCAUAAUUUCCAUGAUUAUCCAGCUCUCGCUCUGGUCUCCUGUCAUUUGCUUGCGCAUCCUUACAAAAAUUUUCAGCUCUUUUGCAUACUUGAAGUUCCUUGAGUCUUGGGCUGUGGCCCUCAAGGAUUUCCAAUUCAACGUCCUCAACAUAAGUGCAUUUGUCGUUUCUCUUUCUCAGUAUUUCAGUAGAGAUUUGGACGACUUAUUUUUGGCCAGUCUUGGCUUCAUCGAUUCGGUCUACGUCUCAAAGCACCCAGAUAAUUCCUCCCACCAAUACCACGACAAUCUUGUCGCUUUGACCGAUAUAGAUCUUGAGCAACAUUCAGUACAAUCGUUUUUUGAUGUGGUCAAGUCCAAGUAUGCAUCAAGCAGGGAGUUUUCAUUGUUUCUCCGAAAGCACUUAAACAAUCUCAUUUCCACAAUUGUGCUAUUUGUGUUGAUCAAAAUUCCUUUUGUGGGCCCAGUAUGUCUUGGCUUGAUCACAUUCCUGAGUUUAAACGAUAAGCUCGGUACUGUGCGUUCGUUGACAGUGUUUUGUCUCUUGAUUUCUGUCCCCAAUCAGUACUCUGCUUUAUUCUUAAACACGUAUUGGGGAUCCCGAAGCAUGAUCCGCGAUUUGUUGCUUCCUUACUUUUCGAGAGUACGUUUUACCAAAAUAGAAAAAGAGCAGUGGAUCAAAUCUCGUGAAGGGUUGCUUUUUGGGUUUGGGUGUUGUUUCUAUUUGGGCAUCCGUCAGUUUCCUUGGAUAGGGCUUUUGAUAUACGGCUUCGCUGAGUCGGCAGCCGCUUAUUUGAUCACCAAGGUUUCAGAUCCACCGCCAAGCCAAGCAAGUCAGUUGAUCCAGUGGAACCCAACCCAACUAGUCUGGAAUAAAGCGCACGAAGAAAAGAUCAUCAAGGGAGAAUUUGUUAAUGAUGAAGGGUUUGCCUCCAUCCCGUGUUCCUUCAUUCUCGAAAAGUCACAUAAACAAUAA